This is a messenger RNA of Penicillium griseofulvum, 1212 nucleotides long. RefSeq lists its product as uncharacterized. Lineage: Eukaryota; Fungi; Ascomycota; Eurotiomycetes; Eurotiales; Aspergillaceae. The transcript has a single exon. The record is from RefSeq and is a predicted model, not a curated record. Bases 1 to 1212 code for a protein of 403 amino acids.
AUGUUGGGUCCUGCACUUGGCGAUGCAGAUACCCCAGAUUCCAGUAAAUCGAUAUAUAUUGGGACAUCGCCAGUGGCAACAGCAGGCCAAGAUGCGGUGCUCACGAUGACAGCCCGCGAGCAGAACAAGAAUAUUGUACCAGAAACGUCAAGCUUGGGAGAUGCAGCGGUGACAGUGUCAAGCAUACUUCCUAGUGGAUCGGAUUCAUGGCCCUCUGUCAGCGAGUUGACCACAUUCUCAGCACCAACUGGGACAUCGACUCUCAAGGAUAUCAGUGCACCAGAAGCCGGUCCAAUAUCAACCAGCCAACUAGAUGUAACGAGUUCAUAUUACCCAUCACCAACACCCUCAACCACACCUUCAAAUUCGAACCCACCCUCUCUCGAAUCCACCCAAACAGCCUCCUCAACAGCCAUAACCUCAACCUCCUCAACCUCCUCAACAACCUCAGCAACUAGCGAUUCAACCACUUUCUCCGGCGGCCCAUCAAAAACAACAAAGAUCGCCAUAGCAGUCCCAGUCUCAAUAAUCGGCCUAGCGCUAAUCCUAGCGCUCAUAUUCUUCCUCUCCCGCCGACGGCGCCGCCAAAAAGAACGCAAUGCCCUGCCGCCAUCAUAUGAUAUAGCAACAGGCCAUCGAAGUGCAGUAUCAACACAGGAGCUAAUGAUAUCGCCGAAAUCCUCGACUCCAGAACCAAGACGUCCAUUCUCCGCACCGGCAAUGUCCACACCAGCCAUGUCUAUGCCCAUGCCUGUCCCCCGAAUCCCGAUUAUCAGCAUCUCGCCCUCGACUGAAAGUCGGGGCCGAACGCCCAGUCCCGGUCCUAGUUCUGGAGCCUCCUUGCGCCGCAUGUCUAUGGCUCAUGGACCUAAUGACUCUGUGGCAGAGCUUGGGGUUGCGGUUGCGGUUCCGAUGGAUCAGAGACGGAGUGCUACAGAGCAGGAUUUCAGGGGUCGGGUUGCGUCGGUUGCGUCGUCGAGGGGGCCGUCCCGGUUGGCUAGGAUGCCGUUUGAGGAUUUUUCGGAUGAUGAGGUUGGUAUUGGUAUUGCUCGAGGUGGUUCGGAUGAUGAGUAUGAUGAUGCUGUUUCCGAUGUGUCAGAUCUGGAUGGCCGGAGAAGGGAGAGAGACUUCGAUGAGCAUUCCGUGGUGUCGUCUUUUGAUGAGGUGUCACCAAUAGGCGAGCAGGAAAGGAGGCGGUUUCGGGGGGUUUGA